CCGAAACUCUCAGGGGGGCUAUUGCUACAGUCACUCCAAGACGUUUCUUUCAAGUAAGCCAUUGUCACUGUCGUCGAUGCUCAGCUGGCUGAUGGAUGGUGUUACUCCAUUUCAAGAAAGACCCCAGUCUAGAUCGGGUGUCCAAGCGGGAGAACAUUUUGAACACUCUUCAGAACCUCAAGUUCAGGGAUCCAUCCGCGGGUCAAUAUGGUAUCAUACGCAUUGUAUGCGGCUUUCCGGUCAAGGUGGAUCUUGCCAAAGCUUUUCCUCAGGCCCAAACGACAGACAAAGACAAACGACAACGAGUGUCAACCCAGGACCCGGACGAGGGCGAUAAUCAUCUAUUGGGAAAAUUGAGGAUUAGUCUGUUGAUUUCAACGACGAAGAACGAGCAUCCCACAGAUAUUCUUGAUGUCAUCAGGGACAGGGCGGUCGAUGCCAAGAACGACGGAUUGAGUUAUUUUGACGAGAAUGAUCCUGCUGUCUUGGGAAUUGACCAAAGGGGAAAUGCUGCCAGCGUCAGCGACACAGUUGUGGACUCUGUAGAAAUCGAGUUCUCGUCUACUGGCUCAAAGCGCAAACGCAAUGAGCUGUAAAAGGCUGUGGAUCGUUGUUCGUUAUUUUCAGCCGCUGAAAAGCCCAAACCAGUGUUCGAGUUCAACUUCAAGCUCAAGCUUGAAGCACGGAGGACUAAGCAUACUUUACGCUAUUAUUACUUCUUGUUCGUCUAUACUUAGAAGCGGAGUCUGGUGUUUUUGUAGCAUGGAUUUUGACGAAGAUACUUCUUGAAGCCGGUUUCCUGAGGAGUCGGUAUGAAUUAAUACUUUUGCUUGUCAGUUAUGUACAGUACAUUGAUGCAUCGACGUGUUGGUU
Molecule: messenger RNA, 873 nt
Organism: Lentinula edodes (shiitake mushroom)
Lineage: Eukaryota; Fungi; Basidiomycota; Agaricomycetes; Agaricales; Omphalotaceae
Exons: 1
Coding region: 96-596 (166 amino acids)
Source: RefSeq, a predicted model, not a curated record